AGAAAACAAACCGUUCGGCUCUAUUUCCUCGAGUAUACACUCUACUCCUGCUGUGAACAUCGUUCCUCGUACCAAACGCCACAGAAACAAACGACCCCUAUCUUACGGUAAACAUGAGUCAAUGGCCAUCUCUUUUAGCAGGGUAUGAAGCUGCAGAGCCCCUUCCUACUACCAUCAAUCCCGAUGGAAAAUCUCUGUACAACCCACCCGGUCCACGCUCGGCCGCCUACGACGAAUUCCCGAAAGCAUUUGAUCCGUCUAAGAAUGGUUUUGACUUCCACAUUUAUUACAUGCCCUUCGUGCCUGCUCAGGCGCAGUAUGCGAAAGAAUUGCACGAACGUGUAAGGCGAGAGUUUCCAGAGCUGCGUAUCUAUAGGCUAUGGGAUAAACCGAUCGGGCCCCACCCUACUGCGAUGUUUGAGGUAAAUACAUUCAACCCCCACCAGACCGGAGCAUUCUUUUCCUGGCUUGUAGUCCAUCGGGGGCCUUGCGACGUUCUCGUCCACCCGAAUACUGGAGAUUCAUUCAGAGAUCACACAGAAUUAGCGACGUGGAUCGGGAAGAGUUGGCCCUUGUAUGACGAUAUACUCAAGCCUGCUCAUCAAAGAGGUACCUAGAUUCAGGGUGCCGUCCUGUGCGAAAUAUAUAUCCUCUGUAUUAUUCAUAGUCAGUCGUACAGCAAAAAGUUCAUGCAUGACUAGACAUAUGUCGAAGCCGGCAUGCUGUUCCGGAGCGUCUGGUAAUAGAUCCGAACCGGUUCGGGGCCGG
Molecule: messenger RNA, 768 nt
Organism: Suillus paluster
Lineage: Eukaryota; Fungi; Basidiomycota; Agaricomycetes; Boletales; Suillaceae
Product: DOPA-like domain-containing protein
Exons: 5
Coding region: 114-617 (167 amino acids)
Source: RefSeq, a predicted model, not a curated record